GUCGAUCCUCCUCAUUUCGGCACUGGGCCCCACUCGUCACUCACCCUUUCAGGCCUCCACGGCACCUCCCGACAGGGACUCCCCUCCUACUCCUGCUCUCCCAGCCUGCCUUUACUUCUCCCGAAUGCUCGAGGCCUGCAAAGCUCCAGCACAUCCAAUCGCACGACACUCCCUGCUGCUCUCUGCUGAGAGGUGCUAGAUCUCGGACUCGCCGUUGAUUUGAUUCCAAGUUAAAGACAGCGAGCAAUCCAUAGAUUGACCGGUGGAGAGCGAGAGAAAGCGAGAGAGAGAAGGGAAUUGGUUGGUAGGUGGAGACCGGAGGGAGAGCUCAGCUCAGGAGAUUGAUGCUUGCAUGGUGAUGCGGGCGCGGGCGAUGGGGCUGAGCAGCAUCCGGCGGGAGGUGCUGGUCUCCGCCGUCUUCACGGCGCUCCUCGUGGCCUCCAUCCUCCUCCUCCCCUCGCUCCUCCUAACGGGCGCUGGGCCCAUCAGGUGGCCGUCCCUGUCCCCGUCGAAGGAUGCCGGCAUCGGCGAGGAGGAGGAGCAGCAGGCGCGGUACCCCGUGACGUUCGCGUACCUGAUCUCGGCGUCGACGGGGGACGCGUCCCGCGCCGCGCGGCUGCUGGCGGCGCUGUACCACCCGGGCAACAGCUACCUGCUGCACCUGGACCGGGAGGCCCCCGCGGAGGAGCACCGGCGUCUGGCGGAGCUGGUGUCCGGGCGCGGCGUGUACGCGCGCGCGGGCAACGUGUGGAUCGUGGGCAGGCCCAACCUGGUAACCUACCGUGGCCCCACCAUGCUGACCACCACGCUGCACGCCGUCGCCGUGCUGCUCCGCCUCCGCCGCCGCUGGGACUGGUUCAUCAACCUCAGCGCCUCCGACUACCCGCUCGUCACCCAGGACGAUUUGAUGGAGGCGUUCGCCGGGCUGCCCAGGGACCUCAACUUCAUCCAGCACACGAGCCACCUGGGCUGGAAGAUAAAGAAGCGGGCGCGGCCGGUGAUCCUGGACACGGCGCUGUACGAGGACGGGAGGGCGGAGCUGAUCCGCCCGGUGAACAUCUCCACCAACCUCAGGAGGCUGCCCACGGCAUUCAAGCUCUUCACAGGGUCGGCGUGGACGAUGCUGUCGCGGGCGUUCGCGGAGUACGUGACGAUGGGGUGGGACGACAACCUGCCGCGGACGCUGCUGCUGUACCACGCCAACAUCGUCUCCUCGCCCGAGUUCUACUUCCAGACGGUGGCCUGCAACUCGCGCCGGUUCCGCAACGCCACGGUCAACCACGACCUGCACUUCAUCCGCUGGGACACCCCGCCCAAGCAGCACCCGCUCUACCUCACCGCCAGGGACUACCGCCGGAUGCUGCUCAGCGGGGCCGCCUUCGCGCGCAAGUUCAGGGACGGCGACCCCGUGCUGGACCGCAUCGACAGGGACAUCCUCCGCCGCCGGGACCCCGCCGCCCACUUCGCCUACGGCGGCUGGUGCUCCGAGGCCGGCGACCAAAACGGCGGCGCCGCGCUCUGCUCCAACCCGCAGGAGCCCGGGAGGCGCGGGGCCGUCAAGCCCGGCGCCGGGUCCAGGCGGCUCAAGGCCAUGCUCAGGAAGACGCUGUCGCCGAGGAAUUUCAGGAGGCAGCAGUGUAGGUAGGGGAACUGUUCUGUUAUGUUCUGAUCAAACAAACAGGUCGUUGACUCAAUUUUGUAUGUAUAGAAAAGGCAGAUCUGAAACGCAUCAAAGCGGCCCAAAGCCAAUUUUGUUCAGUUGAUUCGCACAAGUCUGAAUUGAAUUGUAGUAGGGAGAUACUCCUGGUGGUUGAUCAUCUCAUACACGGAAUAAUAAUGGAAGGGGCAUUAUG
Zea mays is the source of this 1853-nucleotide messenger RNA. RefSeq lists its product as uncharacterized. Lineage: Eukaryota; Viridiplantae; Streptophyta; Magnoliopsida; Poales; Poaceae. Bases 353 to 1645 code for a protein of 430 amino acids. The transcript is spliced from 4 exons. Gene Ontology annotation, molecular function: glucuronosyltransferase activity. Gene Ontology annotation, cellular component: membrane. The record is from RefSeq and is marked validated.